UGUUACAUUUUAUACCGAGAAAUGGGAAUAUUAAUUCCAGGAACAUGUCAUUUGUGAUAAUGAUUGGGCCUUGGCUAUUUUUCCUUCAUUGGUUGUUGAUUUCCAGGGCAGCAGGAUAAAGUUUGUUGUCGUGGGGAAGCUCGGACCAAUGGAAUCGUUCGGUGAGGUGAGCAUCCUGCUUGAUCAGCCCUCCCCCUGCAGCAUCGUCACGGCGACAGAGGUGCAAGUAGGGAUCCUCCAACCAGAUGCUCUGAAAGGACUUGAUUCAGUGACAUCGGCACUGAUGUUACAAACAGCACAGCCGACUUACGGGAAGUUGAGUCAGGAAGAGAUUAACAAGGAGUACAUCAGACAAGAGCGGCACAAGGAAUGGGACCACAUAAAGAAGAGAGUGUUGUCUGAUGCCCUGCUCUACAACGGGAUCCAGCAGGGGAACGGGAAGUGGACCUUCACUAGGGGAGGUGGAAGAAGAUCUGUGGACAAGAGCAGCCCCUUCCAAUAAACACAGCACACACACAAACACCCCAGCGUGUACUGCCUGCUUUGACUCCAGAUGUUACAACAACAACGCAAGAAAACACAGGAACUGACAUUGCCAAACCCUAAUUUGCUGUUUAAAAGUAUAACUCCAGUCCCAUGCUCCAAUCCAACUUCUGACACCACACCCUCCAAUAUCCCGCCACAUACACUUUUGUUCUCUGCCUGUAUCUUUGGACUCAACGUACAGUGACCACUCCAGAUGUACACUAAUAUAGCAUCAAAGAAAAUAAACUGUUAUUCUCCCCAGC
This is a messenger RNA of Salvelinus namaycush (lake trout), 788 nucleotides long. It is a transcript of the gene cnbd1, whose product is annotated as cyclic nucleotide binding domain containing 1. The transcript is spliced from 4 exons. The record is from RefSeq and is a predicted model, not a curated record. The coding region runs from base 149 to 502 and encodes 117 amino acids. Lineage: Eukaryota; Metazoa; Chordata; Actinopteri; Salmoniformes; Salmonidae.